AGAGGGGAAGUGCUUGAAAGAAUUCAGAUCAUCGAACGGGAACUGAAAGCCGUGGCACAAUAUUCCUUCUUCUGUUGCAUGGGAGAAUAAGGUUUUUUUUCCCCCGUUCCAGAUACUGGGCAAAAUGUUUUUGGUGGGAUUGACAGGUGGCAUUGCAUCAGGGAAAAGUACAGUAGUAACUCUGUUGCAGGAGCUGGGUUGUGCUAUUAUUGAUGCUGAUGUUAUAGCUCGUCAAGUGGUCCAGCCAUACUUCCAGGCAUAUCGACGUAUUGUGCAUUCCUUCGGUCCAGAAAUUCUUUUGGAGAGUGGUGAGAUCAACCGUGAAGCUUUAGGAAAUAUAAUUUUUUCCCAACCAGAAAAACGUCAACUGCUAAACUCCAUCACUCAUCCUGAGAUCCAGAAGGAAAUGUUAAAACAGAUCUUGAAAUACUUUGUCUUGGGCUAUCGAUAUGUGAUUCUGGAUAUCCCCCUCCUCUUUGAGAGCAAAAUGCUGACCAGAUUCAUGAAGCACACAGUUGUUGUGUAUUGUGACCCACAAGUCCAGCUGUCUCGCUUGAUGCACAGGAAUGGGCUGACUCAGACAGAGGCAGAAGUACGCAUUUUUGCCCAGAUGCCCCUUGCUCAGAAGGUCAAGUUGGCUGACCAUGUCAUUGAUAACUCAGGAGAUGCUGAGGCCACCAAGAAGCAGGUCCUGAAAUUACAUGCAGAAUUGGAGAACUCCUUGGAGUUCCUUAUGAUGCGCUUAUUGGGUGUAGCAGCAACAGCGGGAGUUGGAGGCCUUGUGUAUUUGCUAGUACAGCAACUUAUGCGAUAGAUUGUUCUAUCACUAUCAAAGAGGACAUAAGAAAUCUAGACUCUUAAUUUAGAUUGCAUUUAUGCAUAACAGAUUGAUUAUGCUUGCAUAAAAGAUUGAUUAUGGGACAAGAAGGGAUUUUAGUGGGGAUUUGGAUUAGUAAGUGGACUGCUGAAUUAGGGUGGUGAUUAAGGGGCUACAUGAAUUUAAUAAGCAAAGAAUCAAAGUGCCGUUCUCAUAUUAGUUUUUGGUAUGAGAAUAACUACAAGUUUCUUUUUUA
This is a messenger RNA of Protobothrops mucrosquamatus (brown spotted pit viper), 1073 nucleotides long. RefSeq names its product dephospho-CoA kinase domain containing (gene DCAKD). Lineage: Eukaryota; Metazoa; Chordata; Lepidosauria; Squamata; Viperidae. The coding region runs from base 125 to 814 and encodes 229 amino acids. The record is from RefSeq and is a predicted model, not a curated record. The transcript has 5 exons. Gene Ontology annotation, molecular function: ATP binding; dephospho-CoA kinase activity. Gene Ontology annotation, biological process: coenzyme A biosynthetic process.